Molecule: messenger RNA, 734 nt
Organism: Ceratosolen solmsi marchali
Lineage: Eukaryota; Metazoa; Arthropoda; Insecta; Hymenoptera; Agaonidae
Exons: 2
Coding region: 387-734 (115 amino acids)
Source: RefSeq, a predicted model, not a curated record
UAUCUCUAUCUCUAUCUCUAUCUCCCUACCGCUCUUUCAAUCUCACCGGCUCGAAUUCGUCAUCCUCGACUUCGCGAACCAGGUAGUUCACCAACGUGUCCACGCGCGCACGUUAAAAGAAAAAAACAAAACGAAAACAAAAGAGGCUACGGCGCUUGUCAGCCGCUGGCUCACAUAACCUCCCCCGACUUUCCAAGGCACUCACUGUCGGAUACCAUAAACAACUACGGCUGCUGGUGGCAGCGUGGGCCCGUAUGUAUUGACAUACUUUGCCUUAGUGAGGGGCACCCGGGAAGCUCGCAACAGUUCUCGAGAGUAAUCUCGCGCGUCGCGAUCAAGAUCGCUCCUCCUGACGGUUAUUAUCGAGUGAGCUGGUAGCGUCGAGGAUGCCGCGGCGUCAGGCAGCGAGGAUGGAUCGCGCGAAGAAGACGGGGUUCGAGGAUAAGAAUGUCUGGCCAGUGCUGACCAAGCAGCCGGUCUCCGUUUACAAAGGCGUGACCUUCGCGAACAUCGUGCGCUACGUGGCGCGUCGCUUGAGGAUGCCCGUGACGACGGCCUCGGCUUUCGUGCACCAGGUGCUGCGUGCGGGCAUCGUCUUUGGCAAGAUCGAGAAGUUGCCGGACGGUAUGUACCGACUGAUUAACGCCAAGCCGCCGGGCCUCGUCUGCAAGAUCGAGGACACGUGGAUCAGCGAGGACGAGUGCAGCAGCAACGACACUAGCGAGUCCGAGUGA